AUGACGCGAGUCUUGGUUUAUACCGCGGCCCUGGCGGCUUUUGUAGCUGCGACGGUCAUGAUAGCGGUCCCCAUUUGGCUCCCCAACUGGGUGACAUACUCUGUCACUUCGGCCACGGGCGAUACUGUCGAGAGGCACAUCGGUCUACACAAGAGCUGUUCGACGCUUGAUGAUCCAUACUGUCGAGACUUUCCUCCCAGAAAUCUGUGCGAAGGAGGAGAGCGAUACUUCUGUUCUAUGUGGAGGACAGUUGGCUUCCUGGCAUCUUUCACAACUCUCUUGUGUCUCGGUGGUCUGGUCACAUUUAUUGUCAUCAUGUGUGGCGGCAAAUACAAGCGCGAAACGGGAUGGCCUUUUGCCGCUGGCAUGCUGACACUGGUCUCUGUGGUCGAGUUCGCGGCCAUUUCUAUUGUGGCAUACCUUUACGACAACGACGAUCAGUUCACCAUUCCUGGUUGGAACCUUGACGUUUCCUUCUAUCUCAGUACAGCUGGAGCUGCCAUCUCUCUUUUGACUGCUGCUGGCGUUACCCUCUCAGCGUAUCUGCUUCCUCCCGAGGAAGGCUACGAUUUCCUCUCGGACCCUCUCGAUGCUUAG
Fusarium sp. VM40 is the source of this 597-nucleotide messenger RNA. The record is from the annotation of a GenBank genome assembly. NCBI's taxonomy places the organism in Eukaryota, Fungi, Ascomycota, Sordariomycetes, Hypocreales, Nectriaceae.